Corylus avellana is the source of this 1523-nucleotide messenger RNA. Its product is annotated as reverse transcriptase-like protein. Lineage: Eukaryota; Viridiplantae; Streptophyta; Magnoliopsida; Fagales; Betulaceae. The record is from RefSeq and is a predicted model, not a curated record.
GUCUUCAGCCUCUUCCUGUCCUAAGUAACACGAGACGACCCUCCCCAUGCAUUCGGCCGAAAGAACAGACGCUUAGGGCGGGAGUUUCAGGCAUUUCAGUGCGACAGAGAAAACAAAAUGGCAGAACCAAUGGAAACCAAUCUCUCUUCAGAGCCCCUCGACCUCCAUGCCAUUCACAGUCGAAUAAGAGAGCUCGCAGAUCUCCACACAUGCAGCGGAGACAAUAUUACCGAACUAAGCCCUUCAGAUUCGGAGAAAUUACUGACAGACUGCGCUCUCGAUCUCGAGAGCAGAGUGAAGCAAAUUGUGUCAGAGCGCUCCGAUGUUAGUUCCUUAGGGGUUGACGACUUGGAUGCAUACUUGGCAUGUCUAAAAGAGGAGCUUAACAUGGUGGAGGCCGAAAGUACUGAGUUCUCCAAUGAGAUUGAGAUUCUUACUAGAACUAAUGUGGAAGAUUCUAAUCGAUUGGAGACAGAUCUUGAAGGGUUGGAAUAUGCUUUAGAUUUUAUAGCAUCACAGGGACUGAAGAAAACUAAAGCUGUUAUUUGCCCUUCAUCUGCAGAAGAUCAGUUAAAUUUGAGGAAUGAUUGUGUGGAUCACAAGUUUGAGCUAUUAGAACUCGAAGAUCAGAUUGAGAGGAAGAAAAAGAAUUUAAAGUCUUUGCAGGAUCUUGAUUAUAUGUACAGAUGGUUUGAUGCCGUAGAACAGAUUGAGGAUGUGUUGACAGGUCUAAAGGUCAUUGCAUUCACUGAAAACUGCAUUAGGUUGUCAUUGCGGACAUACAUCCCAAAAUUAGAAGGCCUUUUGUAUCAACAUACUACUGAAAACAUCAUUGAACCAUCUGAAAUGAAUCAUGAGUUACUAAUAGGAGUUCGGGAGGGGACUAUGGAGCUAAAGAGUGUGGAGAUAUUUCCGAAUGAUGUAUACAUAACUGACAUUCUUGAUGCUGCAAAGUCUCUCAGUAAGUCUUCAUUGCAGUGGUUUCUAACAAAAACACAAGAUAGAAUUACUCUCUGCACUCUAAGGCGACUUGUGGUAAAGAGUGCAAAUAAAUCAAGACACUCAUUUGAGUACUUGGAUAGAGUUGAGAAUAUAGUAGCUCAUAUGGUUGGGGGAGUUGAUGCAUUUAUACAGAUCCCUCAAGGUUGGCCAGUAUUAAGUUCUCCGUUGAAGCUGAUAUCUCUCAAGAGCUCAGAUCAUUCAAAGGAGAUUUCCUUAACUUUUCUUUGCAAAGUCGAGGAAGUGGCGAACUCCUUAACCAUACAAUUACGGCAGGAUGUGUCCACCUUUGUCGAUGCUGUUGAAAAGAUACUUGUAGAACAAAUGCGCUUAGAACUUCAUUCAGAUGGUUCAGAAAAACGACUGCUAUGAUUCUCGAUUAUCAUUCAAAAAUGUCAAGAACUCAGGAUUUUUAUGUUGUGCGUAUAAAUUUGAAAUUAACUUAUUACUUUGAUGAAAUUCUAACAAAAUAACUGGUGAAGCAGUUGCCAAAAAUAUAUCGUUAUUAAGGUUAGACAAGAAUA